Molecule: messenger RNA, 609 nt
Organism: Bipolaris oryzae ATCC 44560
Lineage: Eukaryota; Fungi; Ascomycota; Dothideomycetes; Pleosporales; Pleosporaceae
Exons: 2
Coding region: 1-609 (202 amino acids)
Source: RefSeq, a predicted model, not a curated record
AUGGCGUCUCAAGAAUCCGGCAUGAUACAACUGCUGGCCUUGUUCUUUGCAAGUCCUGCCUUUGCACAGUACACCAACCUUCCAAAUGUCAAACCAGGCGUUUUUGAGGCGAGCACCCGCAUAGAAAUCUACAACACCAACUUCGAUGCCGUCUGGGACUUGCUCACCGACUUUCCCAACUACGCUGCCUGGAAUCCAUUUGUCCGCUAUGCAGUCGUCACCUCACCACUCAACAUCACACUGCCUGAGCAACGGCCUGCCGAGGGCAAGAACCUCUACUUCCGCGUUCAAAUCCCCUCGCUUCCACUGCCCGUAGACAAGGACACUCCCGACAACCCUCUGCACACGCAAUCAUCACAGGAGCUCGUCACAGCCGUACAACGCGACCUGGGCAGGCUGGCCUGGGAGUUCUGGCCGCCUUCGGUCAUGCUGAGUGCUGAAAGGUGGCAGGCCAUUACUGACUAUGGCAAUGGAACUGUGCUGUAUGAGAGUAGAGAAGUUUUCAAUGGGCCUCUGGCUUAUGUUAUCAAAACCACCAUGGGCGAUGCCUUACAAGCCUCAUUUGUAGGCCAGGGAGAGGGGAUCAAGCUGUACCUUGAAAGCCGGUGA